ACCAGUAAUUUCCACACUAGCAACAACCACUAGAGAAGUGAUUGAAGAUCUUUGAAUCUCUCACAACGAUCUCUCAUCUCGUCGCUUUCGAAGCCUUCUCCAAGAACUGGUGACAUCUGCAGAUUCUCAUGUUGUUCCCCACCAAAACUGCUUUUUUCCUGUUUCUGUGGAGAUCAAUCCAAGAGACGUGGCGAGUCUUACGGAAUGUCUUCUCUUUAAUAGAGUCUCUGAUCUCAUCUUCGAAACACUUCUUCUUCCUCAACCAUCCUCGAGACAAUAUCUAAGACUUCAUAGAUCUUGUUAGUCUCGACGUGGGAUCUAUCUCCGUUUGUUAAUCUUCAAACCGGUGGUUCAAGUGAGUGUUUUUCAAUAUGCCAGUUUAGUAUUUUAGUUUUAAUACGUGGACUCUCUUUUAAUUAAAGAAGGUUAAAGCCCUUUCUUUUUCAACAAGGAAAAGGUCAAUAUUUUCUCUAGGGUUCUUUAAACGACUUAAAGUUAAAACCCUAGUUGAAGACGAAUCCUACAAACACUGAAACAGAAACCCUAAGAGCAAACAUGACGAAUAAUCCUAUAGCUCCACAGCCUCGUAAGAAAAAAAAGAAGGCGAAGCCUCCAUCGUUUUCAUCAAUCCCAGAUGAUGUCAUUGUGAACGUCUUAGCUCGGAUCUCGAGUUCUCACUACCGUUCCCUCUCUUUAGUCUCCAAGAACUUCUACUCUCUUUUCUCUUCUCCAGAUAUCUACUUUGCUCGAUCCCUUAUCUGUAACACAGACCCACGCCUCUACGUGGGCCUAUGGCUACCCAAUCCCUCCAGCCAUCAUAGCUGGUUCACUCUCCGCUACCGUCAGGGUCAAAACAGUUUUAUACCCUUUGAGUUAAGUUUAGUACCGGUAAAAGUGCUCUCUUCCUCGUAUUCACCCGACCGGUUAAACUCAACCACUGUAGCCGUCCGUUCCGAAAUCUACCAGAUAGGAGGAAGCAACGAGGAGAAGCGGACCAAAGCUGUUAGAGUUCUUGAUUGUCGAAGUCACACGUGGCGACGUGCUCCAGACAUGAAGGUGGCUAGGAAAGGCGCAAUGUCUUAUUUUUUAGAUGACAAGAUAUAUGUAAUAGGAGGAUGCACAAGAACAGAGGAAACCAUGAGUUGGGGUGAGGUUUUCGACCUGAAAACUCAGACUUGGAAGCCACUGCCUAAGCCUCCUAGUGAUGAUGACGUCCAUUCGUAUCACAAUGGUGUAGUUUAUGGAGGAAAGCUUUACGUUUUCACGAUGAACAACAACAAGUAUGCAUAUGAUCCUGAAGAAGAAAGAUGGGUGCAAGAGGCGGGGGUUGUGGGUCUAGGACGUAUAACUGGACCUUGGUGCGUUAUAGGAAGUGUAAUAUUUGCUGAACAUGACCGUAUACUCAAGUGGUGUAACCCAAGGAACGGAAUGUGGUCAGUGGUUCAUGGUUUAUAUUGGAUAGAUGUGUACGCGAAACGUGCUAACGAAUACAGAACGAUUGAGUUAGUUAACCAUGGUGGGAAACUGGUAAUAAUAUGGGAUGAGUGGAACAGGGAGCACAAGAGUAUAUGGUGUGCGGUGAUUAGCUUUGAGAAACGUUUGACUGAUAUGUGGGGGAAGGUCGAACGGUGCAAUGUUGUUUUGGAUUCAGUCCACAAGUCAUAUAAGCUCUCAAGCUGCCUAUCGGUUUUGGUCUGAAACUCAUAUUAUAUUUGAUUUCAACAUAUUUAUAUUUCUAAUCAGAUGAUAUUAUUCACUU
Messenger RNA from Raphanus sativus (radish), 1759 nucleotides. Its product is annotated as putative F-box/kelch-repeat protein At4g35120. Gene Ontology annotation, molecular function: protein binding. Lineage: Eukaryota; Viridiplantae; Streptophyta; Magnoliopsida; Brassicales; Brassicaceae. The record is from RefSeq and is a predicted model, not a curated record.